AUGGGAAAGACAAAAAAAAAGAAUAUGAGAAGUGGAGUAGACAAGCCAUAUCCUAAUUUGGCCGAUCAGAUUGUUAGUGAUCGGGUAGUCUCAAAAAAGAAAGAACCAAAGAUACGGUUACGCCAGGAUGAAAGGGAAGAGGUUAUUGGUUCACAACUGUCCAAACGUAUAUUGGAUCAAGUAAGAGAACAAAAGCAAGAAAUAAAUGAAAGCGAGGGCACAAACAAAAAUCUACUCACAUCAUUAGGCUCAGGAUCUGAUUCAGAGGAAGAUGAAGAAGAAAAACCGAUGUUUGGCGAAGGAGAAGACGAAGAUUAUUAUGAACAACUGGAAAUCAAUGCAGAUGAUGAAAAAGCUCUAGAAAUGUUUAUGUCUAAAAAACCUGAAGCUCGAUUAACUUUAGCUGAUAUGAUCAUGGAAAAAAUUACUGAAAAACAAACUGAAAUGCAAACUCAAUUUACAGAUGCUGAAAGUGUCCAAUUACAAGAUGUAGAUCCACGUGUAAUACAGAUGUAUAAAGGUGUUAAACAAGUGCUAACCACAUAUCGAAGUGGAAAAUUGCCUAAAGCAUUCAAAUUGAUUCCAAAACUGCGAAAUUGGGAGCAAAUUUUGUACAUAACUGAGCCUUCUACAUGGAGUGCUGCAGCAAUGUAUCAGGGUAUUCGUAUAUUUGCAUCUAAUUUAAAAGAAAAUAUGGCUCAAAGAUUCUACAAUCUUGUUUUGUUACCUAGAGUUAGAGAUGAUAUAGACGAGUAUAAGAAAUUAAACUUUCAUCUUUAUCAAGCAUUGAAAAAAGCUUUGUUCAAACCUGGAGCUUUCAUGAAAGGAAUACUUAUUCCCUUGUGUGAAAGUGGUACUUGUACUUUACGAGAGGCGAUUAUUAUUGGAUCAGUUAUAGGCAAAAAUUCUAUCCCAAUGUUACAUUCAGCAGCAGCUAUAUUGAAAUUAGCCGAGAUGGAAUAUAAUGGAGCUACAUCAAUAUUUCUUAGAAUACUUUUUGAUAAAAAAUAUGCUCUUCCAUAUAGGGUUGUAGAUGCAGUUGUUUUCCAUUUUCUUGGAUUUGAGCAUGAUGACAGAGAAUUACCAGUUUUGUGGCAUCAAUCGUUUUUAACAUUUGCUCAACGUUAUAAGACAGAUAUAAGUUCUGAACAGAAAAAAGCAUUGUUAAAGUUACUCAGAACAAAAUCACAUCAUACUAUUACACCAGACAUUCGCCGUGAAUUAGAAAGCUCCACAUGUAGAGAUAUAGAAAUGCCCGAGCCUAUGUGA
Molecule: messenger RNA, 1269 nt
Organism: Macrosiphum euphorbiae (potato aphid)
Lineage: Eukaryota; Metazoa; Arthropoda; Insecta; Hemiptera; Aphididae
Source: the annotation of a GenBank genome assembly